GCGAGGGCCGGACGCGGCGUGGGACGCGGCGUGGGGAGGGCGUGGGCGCUAGGAGGCCGGGUGGGAGGGCGCAGCGGCCGCCGGUUCUGGACUGCGCGGGGCGUGGAGGCCUAGUCCGGAGCGCGCCGGCUGCGGCCCCUGCCAUUGUGACGGCGUCGUCCCCGCCCCGGAUCUCCCAGGUGCGGAGCCUCCGGGUGCUGAUCGCAGCUUCACCUGCCUGGGAUCUGCUGUUACUCAGGAGAGCAUCAUCAAGAGCCAGGAGGGCAUGGAGGCUGCGGUGUUAACUGCCUGGCCCCAUACACUGGUGACCUUCAAGGACGUAUUGGUGAACUUCUCCAGGGAGGAGUGGAAGCUGCUGGACACUGCCCAGCAGGUCAUGUACAAAGAUGUGAUGCUGGAGAACUACAGAAACCUGGUGUCCUUGGGGCUUCAGCUUCCCAAGCCAGAUGUCAUCCUCCGGUUGGAGAAAGGGGAGGACCUAUGGCCAGUGGAGAGAGGGAUUCGCCAGGAGCCCUGCCCAGAUUUGGAUACUGCGGUAGAAAUUAAAUCAAUUUCCAGUCAGAGUGUUUCUAAAGAUAAACAGUUUUGUGACAUUAAAGUGGAAAGAAAGGCAAAGAAUGAUCUCUGGUAUUUGUCAUUGGAAGAAGUCUGGACAUGUGAAAGUCAGUUGGACAGGUCCCAGGACAGCCAGGAGAGACAUCUGAGGCAAGUGGCAUUCACCCAGAAGAAAACACUUCCUCAGGAGAGAGUCUGUGAAAAUGGGAAAUCUGGGGGAAACUGUCUUCUUCCCGCCCAGCUAGUACUUCAAGGGUAUUUCCGUAAACAUGACUCACAUCCUAAAAGUUUAAAACACGAUUUAGUUUUCAGUGGUCAUCAGGAAGGUUAUGCAAGCAACAGCAAUGACUGUGAUCAGACCUUCUGUCAAAACAUUCAUCUUAUUCAAUUUGCAAGAACUCAAGCAGGAGGUAAAUCAUACCAAUGCACUGAUAACAACUCUCUUCCUCAUGGUACAUCCCUUGGUAUAUCGAAGGGUACACAUCGAGAGAAACCCUAUGAAUGUAAGGAGUGUGGAAAAUUCUUCAGCUGGCGCUCUAAUCUUACCAGGCACCGGCUUAUUCAUACUGGAGAAAAACCCUAUGAUUGUAAAGAAUGUGGAAAAUCUUUCAGCCGAAGUUCUCACCUUGUUGGACAUCAAAAGACUCAUACUGGUGAGGAACCCUAUGAAUGUAAAGAAUGUGGAAAAUCCUUCAGCUGGUUCUCUCACCUUGUCACUCAUCAGAGAACUCAUACAGGAGACAAACUCUACACAUGCAACCAGUGUGGGAAGUCUUUUGUUCACAGCUCUAGGCUUAUUAGGCACCAGAGAACUCAUACUGGAGAGAAACCAUAUGAAUGUCCUGAAUGUGGGAAAUCUUUCAGACAGAGCACACAUCUCAUUCUGCAUCAGAGAACUCAUGGUAGAGUGAGGCCCUAUGCAUGCACUGAAUGUGGGAAGUCUUAUAGCCAGAGAUCUCACCUUGUUGUGCAUCAUAGAACUCACACUGGGCUGAAACCCUUCGAGUGUAAAGAUUGUGGAAAAUGCUUUAGUCGAAGCUCUCACCUUUUCUCACAUCAGAGAACCCAUACUGGGGAGAAACCAUAUGAAUGCCAUGAUUGUGGGAAAUCCUUCAGCCAGAGUUCUGCACUCAUUGUGCACCAGAGAAUUCAUACUGGAGAGAAACCAUACGAAUGUUGUCAGUGUGGGAAAGCCUUCAUUAGAAAGAAUGACCUUAUUAAGCACCAGAGGGUUCAUGUUGGAGAAGAGACAUAUAAAUGUAAUCAUUGUGGGAUUAUCUUCAGCCAGAGCUCUCCAUUUAUAGUACAUCAGAUAGCUCACACUGGAGAGCAAUUCCUAACAUGUAAUCAGUGUGGGACAGCCCUUGUUAACAGCCCUAACCUUAUUAGGUACCAGACAAAUCAUAUUAGAGAAAAUGCAUAUUAAUGUAAUGGAAAAUUCUUUACCAACAGCAAUAACUGUAUUUUAUCUUGGAGAAUUCCUUCUGCAGAGAAGCUGCUUUCAGUCUUGUUACAACCCUUUUGUGCACUAGAGAACUGGUUCCAGAGGGGUAAAAACCACACACAUUUCAUUUUAGUACAUCAGAUUAUUUUUUUCCAAGUAAUUGGCCUGGGAGCAUUCUUUCGUUUUGUGUUGUUUUUUAGGGCUGCACCCGUGGCAUAUGGAAAUUCUCAGGCUAGCAGUCAAAUCAGAGCUGCACCUGCUGGCCUGUGCCACAGCCACAGCAACCCAUGAUCCUUAACCCACUGAGCAAGGCCAGGGAUCGAACUCUAAUCCUGGAUACUAGUCGGGUUCGUUCCCAGUGAGCCACAAUGGGAACUCCUUGAUCUGGGAGCAUUCUUGAGCAAGCCUUAAAUGCUAAAAUCUAAGAAGACACCAUUAAGUUGGUAAGCUGUUGAGAAAUAAUCCAUUUUUGUUUCCUUAAAAGAGAGUACUACCUCAAAAAGACAAAUAAGCGAGAGUUAUUGCUGAGGAGAAUAAUAGUUGAUAUAGUUAACAAAAGAUAGAAAAUAAUAUUCCAGUGAAUUAAUAUCCCACUUUUUUACUUGAUUGUCUUUUUCUCUCUCUUAGGACACUUUGUGGUGUUCAGUCUGUUUUAUGUGUCUCAUAUAAACUACAUUUUUCCUAGCAGCAGGGAAAAAUCUCAUAGGCAGAGAAGGAAGAACAUGUUUACUACCGAUAAUACCCAUUUUAAAUAUAUUUGCAUGUGGGCAACAAUUAAAAAUGUAUCUACAGAUAAAUGAACAGGAUUGAUUUGCUGGAUAAUGGAAUUAUGAGUGAGUGUUAUAGUCUGUUUGGUGGUGUCACUGUAAUUGUUACUUGAACACAUUUUUAUAUAUUAAAAAAGGAUAUCUAGUUUUUCUAUUCUACCAUCAAGGAAGGUUGGAAAUUUCCUGCUCUCAAACUUUCCCAUUAAUUCUAAGUUGUCUGUGGGUCACAGAGUUGUGCUCCUGGGAGCUCAAACACAGUGAGUCUCUGGAUGUUGGAACCUUUGGUGUUUGGAGACCCCCCAGAAAGCAGGAGCAGGUACCUGGGCAAUACUUAGAGCAAGUAUGCUCAUAAAAUAAACACGGCACUGCCCAAAGCCACCCUCCUUCACAGUGGUCUUUCAUCUUGAUAAAGAGAACUUAGUGGUUAAGAGUACAGGUUUGAACUAGUCUCCCCAAGUUGAAAUCCCACCUCUUCACUUGCUGGGUGAACUUGGGCUUGCUUCCUAGCUUCUCUGUGCUUAACUUAGAGAUGUCCUCCUCUGUAAAUUAGGGAUAAUAUUACUUACCUCGUGGAAUUGUGGUGAGUGGUAAAUGAGUAAACAUAUAAACAGCUUAGAAUAGUGCCUGGUGUAUGUUAAGUGCUUUAUUAUAUUAACUGUGAUGAUACUGUUAUUGCCCCACCCUGUUGUCUGUCAUUUAAUUUAAACCUGCUUGACUGCUACUAAGAACUGAGUUCUCACUUCCUUCAAUUAGACAUGUCUUCCAUUUUACCUACAUCAGAACUUACCAACCCUAGAAAACCACUGGCCCAUAGUAGGUGUGUGGAUUCAUUUCUGAGGACAGGUAAACAGCUUCUCAUGUUGUGUGCAGAAGUAUUCUCUUUGCACAAUGGUUUUCCCUUCAGGGAAGAGGAAGUUAAUCUUCAGAUUCUCUAGUAAAUCCAUGACCCAAAAAAUUUGGUAAGAGAGUCUGUUUUAAUUCUGUUUCAUUCUGUAAAUGGAUCUUGUGUGUGAAAAGACUGGCUUUUUUUGCCAUUUUCUAGCAAAUUAUAUGCAUAUUUACAUAUACUAGAUGCUCAAUGAUUGUUGAAUGAUAAAUGUCGUUGAGACCUUCAGUCUCUCCCAGGUUAAAUCUGAAACACUGCUUAGACUCUGGAACCUGAGACCUACAGAAGCACGAGGCCCUGCCCCUCUUCCUGGUGCAGGUAAAGUGAACUGAGUGGGCCCUACCUCGCACUUUGAGCCCCUCCUAGCACCUCAGUUACAGCUGCCAUGCUUGUUGCUUACACACCACUGGUGUGUACCUUAUCCCAAACAGAAAUGGUCAUUACAAGCAGUGGUUCUGUAUGGGAGCAAAGGAGUAGCCCCGUAGCUGGGCCUCUUAGGAUUUCUGAUAACCCAUGGCUCAAUUUUCCUCAACUGUGUAGUGGGGAUACUGCUGGGAACUAACACUGAGGGUGGUCGGGUGGAUUAACUAAGAUAACUUGUAAAGUACUUAAAACAGUGCCUGGCAAGUACUGUUUGUGUUAGCUAAUAAUAAUAAUAUUACUGUUAUUAAUGUAUGUCUGUGGAUGAUCACUGAAAUGUUACUUCUAACAGUGCAAAAUUUGCAGUAUAAAAAUGUGUAAUAGCAAAACGGUUAUUUAUGGACAUUAAAGUUAUGCAAACAGAAAGUUUGGGAACAUGAAAAGUGUCGAUGCUGUGUUGUUAUGAAAAAAAAAGCAUGAUAAAUACUUGUCCAUAUGGAGUAAGCGCAGAUGUGUAAAAAUAAAUGAGUUUAAAAAAAAA
Messenger RNA from Sus scrofa (pig), 4553 nucleotides. It is a transcript of the gene ZNF10, whose product is annotated as zinc finger protein 10. Gene Ontology annotation, biological process: regulation of DNA-templated transcription. The record is from RefSeq and is a predicted model, not a curated record. Lineage: Eukaryota; Metazoa; Chordata; Mammalia; Artiodactyla; Suidae.